Limulus polyphemus (Atlantic horseshoe crab) is the source of this 3005-nucleotide messenger RNA. Its product is annotated as vinexin-like. The record is from RefSeq and is a predicted model, not a curated record. Gene Ontology annotation, molecular function: protein binding. The transcript is spliced from 25 exons. Lineage: Eukaryota; Metazoa; Arthropoda; Merostomata; Xiphosura; Limulidae. Bases 175 to 2739 code for a protein of 854 amino acids.
CAAAACCUAAGUUCACUGCGUGACUCACUGUGUGGAAGAACGUGUACCAUAUCGAUUCUUAUCACACACGAAAGAAGACAGCAUGACAGUACCUACGUAAGAAAAUAUUUGUCAGGAGCGCUUGGCAUUUACGUGAUUGGAAGUAUCACAAAAGGAAACUUGCCUGUCAAGAAUAUGUUUAAGUCAAGUACAACGAUCGAAGUGAACAGAGAAAGCGACGUAUCACGUAAGACAACCAACUGCAAACCCUUAACAACGCCAGAAAAGCCCAAAGAAUCUUGUGCAACAACUAUUAUAGUAAACACGUCUCGAAGACCUUCUAUUCCCCAAUUCAAUGGAAGUAGUGGAGAUUUGGAGGAAAAUUCGCAACUGAAUUCGACUCAGAAAAAUACAGGAGAAAGCGUGGAGUAUCAGCCUAACGAAACUUGUGAUAAAUACUCGACAAUGAACACCACACUCACCACAUCAAGACGGAGAGUCUGGGCACCAGAACAAUCAACCGCCAUCACUAUGGAAACCAACAGAUUUCAACGUAAACCACGAGGUGAAGAACAUCGAGAAGAAAAUAAGGUGCCUUUACCUCACCUGCAGCUUAAAACAAUGAAACAAUACAUCGAUGUUGAUGCGAAUCAGAAUAAUGAAAAUCCAAAAACAGAGCAAGUAUUUCAAAAGCCAGUUAUACCAGAUGAAGGUUAUCAAUGGAAAGCUCAAAACAUUUUUAAUUCUAUAAAUCUUGUUUCAUCUGUACACCAAAACUCUGAACUCAAUAGACAAAAUCCCACAAGAAAUCUAGUAUCUCCUUCAGCUGAUCAAAAUGAACUACAAGUGAAUAAUAGGUUACCAACAGCCACCUUAUUUCAGAAAUCUCAAGAAGUGCAGGUUCCUAGAGAUGCAGUUUUGGUGGAUCAAAAAGUUACAGUUGAAGGAAACAAGAUGCACACUGAUAGCUAUUAUGCUCUUCCAACACGUGAAGUCAUCUUAAACAAGAAAACAAUUUUAGCUCCACCAAAGUAUAAAUUCAUUGGCCCUGUUGAAAAGGGAAUCCCAGUAGGAUUACGAACUAAUGUUAAAAAGGAACAUGCUAGUGAUUGGUACAAAUCUAUGUUUCGAUCACUGCACAAAUACAAUGAACCUAACAGUAAGUACAAAUAUCAAGUUUCCCAUGCUAGUGGUUACAUGUCUGAGCCUGAGCUGGAUAGAGAAGUUGAAGAAAUCAUGUGGCAUUCAUUUGUGAGGACCCCUCGGGGUGUGGAUUUGUCCUCAAAAUAUGAUCGUGCUCACCAAUCCAAGUACACCACCAUUGAUAAUCGACGUCGCCCAGCUAUGGAGAUCAACCAAGAAUCACGUUCACAUACCCUUCCACGGGGAAUCCAUCAAUCUAACCCUAAGCCAUCUCCUUCACCUAAAACCUCAUCAGAAGUGUACAAGAACCAGCCAAGAAAUAUAAGAGGGUACUCACCUGGGAAUGCAUUUUUGUCUGAGAAGGAAACUAACUUGCUUGCCAGCCAGUCUUUGUCUCCUCAGGACCAGCCUACACCACUUAACUUUUACAUAGAUGGCUAUGAAAGUGACUCUACAGUGGAAAGAAAAAUGGGAAGACGUUCUUCUUUAGAUUCCAGACAUCAAAGAAACAGACACAGAGAGCCUCAACAAGAGAUAUUUCUGAUGAACAGACACAGUGAACCUCAACAAGAGGUAUUUCUCAUGAACAGACACAAAGUUUCUCCGCACAAAUUUCAAAACGAUUCAGAGAGACAAUCUUACAAACUGGCCAAGACUUCUUUUGAAGAAAAUGAGUUGAAAAAGCAUCAGGAAAGGGAAAGGCACCCAAAAUAUGUAGCAGAGUUGGAGAUGAGAAAGCAUAAUGACAAUUUCACGUCAUCACAGAAGUCUCCAAUACCCUUAGAUAGAUAUGACAAUCUAUUUGAUGCUUCAUUUACUCCACCUUCUAAGACUUCUGAAACUCGUAGUAUGGCACGAGUACUAUAUAAUUUCACAGCUCAAAAACCAAGAGAACUUUCCUUAAACAAAGAUGAUAUUGUAUAUGUAAAUAAGAAAAUUGACAAGAACUGGUAUCUGGGUGAACAUCAUGGAGUGAUUGGAAUUUUUCCUAUAAAUUAUGUGGAGAUAAUCCAACCAGAAUAUGUGCACUUUCAACAACAGAAAACUAUUGAAGGAGAAGCAAAAGCAAAGUUCAACUUUAAUGCUCAAACCUCAGUUGAGCUUUCAGUAUUAAAGGGAGAAACUGUAGUUCUAACUGGAAAAGUGGAUCAGAACUGGUAUGAAGGAAGGAUUGGGAAUCAAAAAGGCAUAGUGCCAUCAGCAUUCUUGGAAGUAAUUUGUGAACCUCAGGAAAUGAGUUCAACCUCUCCUAGAUUCCCUACUUGCUUGCCAAUUAUAAAUGGUACUGUAAGUUCUCAUCAGAAUGCAAACUACCAAAAUCACACAGAUGUUUACCUUGAACCUAAGGUUCCACUCCUUGUAAAUAAGUCAUUUCAACCUCUACAACAAGGUACUAUGCAACCUGUAAUGGAAAGUCUACACAUUAACACUGUUAAUGAACCCACCCCAUUUCGAGCUUUGUAUAACUACACUCCACAACAUGAGGAUGAGCUACAGCUUAGUGAGGGAGACACAAUUUAUGUGAUGGAAAAGUGUGAUGAUGGAUGGUAUGUUGGUACAUCUCUAAAAACAAGUUUGUUUGGGACUUUCCCAGGGAACUACGUAGUACAAAUCUGAUGCUUCUUACAUCAGACACAGCAGAAGUCCACCUGACAUGCACCAAGAUGGCCAGAGAACAAGUUCAGCUUCCUAUCUUGUGAUCAAGAUCUUCGCAUUAUGGAAAAGUUAUAUUACAUAUAUAUUGAAGUACUUGGCUGAUACUAAUGAAUGAUAUUGCUAUAAUAAUAUAGUACUGAACUAGAUGAAGUGUUCUUAACAAGCAGCUACAUAUUGUUGCCAGAACUGUUAUUGCAUCAAUAAACAAAAAUCUACACAAAAAAAAA